AUGGCUUCAUGUCUGUGUCGAUACCGCUGGAGGAUCCUGUUCUUCUGUUCGCCGUGCAUACUGCUGCUCCCAGUCUACAUCUAUGUCUCGAUUUCUCUGAUCUAUGUCAUGACACACGGUGCACAUGGUUCUCAUCCUGUGCUGCAGAAACACUUUACUGCCAGUGGUCUCAAAUUCUCCAGAGAUCUGGCUCCCCAUCCUGUGAAAUCCUUCUGGAGAAGCGAGCUAAACAGUGGAGCACUAUGGAACAUCAUCCAGUAUAUGAUAGAUUCCCAGCAUAACCCCAUCCUAAAUCCUCAUCUGGCUGCAAACCCACCCAGUAUUUCUUACAAAACAGAAAGGUCCAGAAGAAGUGGGAAUGGAUGUUCUCCAGAUUAUGAGAUUAACAUGCCAGAUUUCUUCUCUCUACCAACGCAGAUGAAAGAUUUUGUGACCAGCAUGCACUGUCGAGAAUAUCCGUUGAUAAUAGAUCCUUUAGAUGUUUGUGAUGGUGGUCCGCUAGCAAAGAAUCGGGCACCAACGUUGCUCCUGGCCAUCAAAACUCAGCCUGUGGAUUUCCUGAACAGAGAAGCGAUUAGAGAAACUUGGGGGCGUUCAGGAAGAAUAAAAAGCCGAGGUGGGCAGCAAAGGCUUGUUCGUAGGGUCUUCCUUCUGGGGAAGUCCAAAGACUUGCAUAUUGAAGAGAAAUUGCAAUUAGAGAGUGAUAAAUAUGGUGACAUCAUCCAAUGGGAAUUCAUGGACACGUUAUUUAACCUCACCCUGAAGGAUGUGCUGUUCUGGGACUGGUUCUCAAGGCGAUGCCCACAUGCCCGUUUCAUUUUUAAAGGUGAUGAUGAUAUCUUUGUGAGGACACCUGCUCUCCUAGACUAUCUGCUGGCCGAGGAGGCAAAUGAAAGCUUCUCAAAUGGAUCCAGGCAGCCAAAUAAAAUGGAGACGUUUGUUGUGGGGGACGUGAUAAACAAUGCAGCACCUAUGCGCUCUAAUGGGAGUAAGUACUACAUUCCAGAGAGCUUCUUUAAAGGGACUUACUCAUCAUAUCCUGGUGGAGGGGGGGUGGUUUACUCUGGUUCUCUGGCCCAUAGGCUUUUGGAGGUGUCACAAAAGGUUCACCUGUUCCCCAUUGAUGAUGUCUACCUGGGCAUGUGUCUUCAGAGACUGGGAGUGUACCCUAUCCACCACCCUGCCUUCCUCACCUUUGACUUCCCCAAGGAUAAGCCCAAGGGACCCUGUGCGAAUCACACCAUCCUCCUGGUGCACAAGCGUAGCCCAGCUGAGAUGUUCCAACUUUGGACCGAAACGUCGAUGCCCAGUUCUGAAUGCAGAAAUGUAACUCUGAGAGUCGAAACUAGAGUUGAGUUCAGAUGACAGAAGCCAGAUCUCAACAGGUUUUUUUUUACACUUGAACAACUAAUGUUAUGCAUUGAAUGGUCUUUUGUAUAAACUUUUGUAAUUUUGAAUCUUUUUAACACAUUUAAGUUGUGAUAAAACAGAAGUAGUGGCAGAUCUUUUCUUCCAUAUUAUGCCGUGAAGAUAAUUUUGCAUUUCAUUGGAAGAUCAA
Molecule: messenger RNA, 1558 nt
Organism: Rhinichthys klamathensis goyatoka
Lineage: Eukaryota; Metazoa; Chordata; Actinopteri; Cypriniformes; Leuciscidae
Product: N-acetyllactosaminide beta-1,3-N-acetylglucosaminyltransferase 2-like
Exons: 1
Coding region: 1-1365 (454 amino acids)
Cellular component (GO): membrane
Molecular function (GO): hexosyltransferase activity
Source: RefSeq, a predicted model, not a curated record